This is a messenger RNA of Glarea lozoyensis ATCC 20868, 675 nucleotides long. RefSeq lists its product as uncharacterized. NCBI's taxonomy places the organism in Eukaryota, Fungi, Ascomycota, Leotiomycetes, Helotiales, Helotiaceae. The record is from RefSeq and is a predicted model, not a curated record. Gene Ontology annotation, molecular function: structural constituent of ribosome; mRNA binding. Gene Ontology annotation, biological process: translation. Bases 1 to 675 code for a protein of 224 amino acids. Gene Ontology annotation, cellular component: ribosome; cytosolic small ribosomal subunit. The transcript has 4 exons.
AUGGGGUUGAGAUGGAUUUGGAGGAAGCAUGAAAAGUUCGGGCACGUUCGCUUGAUAUUCGCCAAAUUUGCCCCACUAAAAUUUGUCAGCCCACUAUCACGAUUAGGGUUUGCCCUCAGUCGGGAGCUUGGAACUUUUUGGGUAUUCAGACCUCGCAACGACGACAACUUUCUUCCGCCAACCCCGACAAAACAACAAAUACCGCAAAAAUGGUUAAGAAGCGCGCGUCCAAGUAAGCAUUAUCCUCCACGAUUCGAUCGAGAUUUGAGAACGGCGAAAGAGCGCCAUGGGCAAUACAUUCUAGAAUGCUGGACUGACAUGAAUUCAAGCGGACGUAACAAGAACGGUCGCGGUCACGUAAAGCCAAUCAGAUGCUCCAACUGCUCACGAUGCACUCCAAAGGACAAGGCCAUCAAGAGAUUUACUAUCCGCAACAUGGUUGAAUCUGCUGCCAUUCGUGAUAUCUCGGACGCUUCCGUAUUCCCAGAAUACACCGUUCCUAAGAUGUACCUCAAGUUGCAGUACUGUGUCUCUUGCGCCAUUCACGGCAAGAUUGUUCGUGUCCGAUCCCGCGAAGGUCGCCGAAACCGAGCACCACCUCCUCGUGUCCGAUACAACAAGGAUGGAAAGAAGGUCAACCCCAACCAGGCCGCUGCUAAGACCACUCAAGCAUAA